UCAAAUACUCACGAAACCCACAUCGCACGAAUCCACUUUUUAGCCUCAAAGACAGGCGUGAGGAACGCACUUAUUAGAAAACUCAAACUCAAACGCACUUGCUUCAGUGCAUGUCUACCUCCCCAAUGGCACCUCAUAUUCUUCUUCGCUUUCCAUUUUUCCUUAACAUUCAUCACACAAUUCCAAGUUCCAACCCUCAAGAAACCGAAGAAUCUCUAUGCACAUAUCCUCAGAACUCCCUGAGGAAAUGGCCCUCAAUACCACCAAGUCUAAAAACUCAACUUCACCUUCAAAUUUCUACUUGUGCACCACUCUUUUCUUCAUUGUCCUCUUCACCAUACCCGUUCUUUUCCUCCUCCAUGCCCCAACCACCACCAUCUCCAUAUGCACCAACCCAGCCAAAACAUGGUCUGGUGAUCUUCAGUUAGUUGAAUUUGCGUGGAACCGCCUCUCGUUUUUUGAACACAAGCCACCACCCUUUGCUCUCAAAGUUGCUGUCUUCUCCAGGAAAUGGCCUAUUGGCACAACCCCUGGUGGCAUGGAGCGCCAUGCUCACACCCUUCACACGGCUUUGGCACGCCGUGGCCAUCAAAUUCAUGUCUUCACAUCUCCACCUGAUCAAGAUGAGAGCAUUUCAAUCUCAUCAUUCUCUGAGGUGAACAAAAACAACCAUCAAUCUUCCCCUUACAUCCAUUUCCAUGAAGGUGAGCCUGGCAGGUGGCACUAUAACAAGGCGUGGGAACAGUUUGUAGAAGAAAACAAGCCAGAACCAUUCGAUGUUGUGCACUCAGAAAGUGUGGCACUCCCUCACUGGCUAGCGCGCAACAUGUCAAAUCUUGCAGUGUCUUGGCAUGGCAUAGCCCUUGAGAGCUUGCAAUCAAGUAUUUUCCAGGACUUGACUCGCCGGCCUGACGAGCCUAUGUCCCCUCUCUUCAACAAAAGCAUACAGGGUGUUGUGCCAAAGGUGCUGAAUGAGAUAAGGUUCUUCAGGAAUUAUGCCCAUCAUGUUGCUAUUAGUGAUAGUUGUGGUGAGAUGCUGAGGGAUGUGUACCAAAUUCCUAACACAAGAGUCCAUGUAAUACUAAAUGGUGUUGAUGAGGAUGACUUUGGAGAAGAUGUUGAAUUGGGAAGGGAAUUCAGAACCAAAAUUGGCAUUCCAGGGAAUGCAAGUUUGGUAAUUGGUGUAGCUGGAAGAUUAGUGAAGGACAAAGGCCAUCCUCUGCUUCAUGAAGCAUACUCAAGGCUUAUAGCCAAGCACCCUAAUGUGUACUUGAUUGUUGCUGGUUCUGGACCAUGGGAGAACAGGUACAGGGAUUUAGGGAGCCAGGUUCUUGUUCUGGGAUCAAUGAGCCCUUCCAUGUUAAGAGCUUUCUAUAAUGCUAUUGACAUUUUUGUCAAUCCCACUCUCAGACCACAAGGGCUUGACCUUACUUUGAUGGAGGCAAUGAUGAGUGGGAAGCCUCUUUUGGCAUCAAGAUUUCCAAGCAUUAAAGGAACUAUUGUGGUUGAUGAUGAAUAUGGUUACAUGUUUUCGCCUAAUGUGGAGUCGUUGUUGGAGGCGCUGGAAGCAGUGGUAAAGGAAGGACCGCAGAGGCUAGCAAUGCAGGGCAAGGCAUCCCGGGAAUAUGCUGCCAAAAUGUUUACAGCAAGAAAGAUGGCAUUAGCAUAUGAGAGGUUAUUCCUAUGUAUAAAAGAUCGUACAUUCUGCACCUAUCCUUGAAGCUUAGGUUAGAAUAGAAACUCCUUUUGCACCUUUCUUUCAUUUAUUUAAACAAUGAUUAGAUUUAGUUAUCAAAUGAUUAUAAUUUCUUGAAUCACUUUCAUACAUUAUGGCUUCCGUAUUGGUCUCGAAUAUGAAGUAUCUAAUAUUGUAAGACACAAUAAAUAAAGGAGAUUUACUAGAAGUUGUAACAAAAUAUAUGUGAGAAAUAAUAAUUAGAAAAAUAAAGUCAUGAAGAUAAAAGGUUGUGAGUUUACUAUACAUUAGGGGAUAUUAUUCUCGUUGAAGGGAUAUUAUUCCUUCUUAUGUACUAAGCAUUUUUCAUUGACAUUAUAUCCAUUUAGUAUUUUACUUGAGAAGUUA
Molecule: messenger RNA, 2083 nt
Organism: Glycine soja
Lineage: Eukaryota; Viridiplantae; Streptophyta; Magnoliopsida; Fabales; Fabaceae
Product: D-inositol 3-phosphate glycosyltransferase-like
Exons: 1
Coding region: 218-1720 (500 amino acids)
Molecular function (GO): glycosyltransferase activity
Source: RefSeq, a predicted model, not a curated record